This is a messenger RNA of Oxyura jamaicensis (ruddy duck), 1716 nucleotides long. RefSeq names its product JNK1/MAPK8 associated membrane protein (gene JKAMP). Gene Ontology annotation, biological process: response to unfolded protein. The record is from RefSeq and is a predicted model, not a curated record. Bases 72 to 1043 code for a protein of 323 amino acids. Gene Ontology annotation, cellular component: membrane. The transcript is spliced from 7 exons. Lineage: Eukaryota; Metazoa; Chordata; Aves; Anseriformes; Anatidae. Gene Ontology annotation, molecular function: ubiquitin protein ligase binding.
GGGCGGGGCUCGGCGCCGCGGCGGAAGGGGAAGUGACGUAGGCGGAAGGGGCUCGUUGCUAGGAUACCGGGAUGAUCCGCUCCGCCGUCGCCAUCCACCCCGCCUGCCUGGGGCUGUACUGCGGCCGCACUGUCCUGGCCGUCAACGGCUCCGUGGAGACCUACGGGGACUGCGGGGUGUGCCCCAGGGGCCAGCGGACCGACGAGAACAAAAUCUGCCGGGAAUGCGUAGGGUCUCCCGACCGCUACGACUGGCUGUACCUCGGCUUCAUGGCCAUGCUCCCCUUGGUCCUGCACUGGUUCUUUAUUGAGUGGUAUUCAGGAAAAAAGAGGUUAGUAUCCCCCUCUUCCAAAAAAAGCUCCAGCGCGCUGCUGCAGCACAUCACCGCCUUGUUCGAGUGCAGCGUUGCGGCGAUUGUUACGCUGCUCGUCAGCAACCCUGUAGGCUCCCUGCACAUCCGAUCCUGCAAGGUGAAGAAGCUUUCGGACUGGUACACAAUGCUCUACAAUCCGAGCCCCGAUUACAUCACCACAGUGCACUGCACCCACGAAGCCGUCUAUCCCCUGUACACCAUCGUGUUCAUAUAUUACGCCUUCUGCCUUGUGCUAAUGAUGCUACUCCGACCUCUGCUGGUGAAGAAAAUUGCCUGUGGCUUAGGAAAGUCCGAUCGAUUUAAAAGCAUUUACGCAGCACUUUACUUCUUCCCUGUCCUCACGGUGCUCCAGGCGGUUGGAGGAGGCCUGCUCUAUUACGCCUUUCCAUACAUCAUACUGGUGUUGUCUUUGGUUACGUUGGCUGUGUACAUGUCUGCUUCUGAAGUGGAGUCUUUCAAGGACCUUCUUGUCAGGAAGAAAAGGCUGGUUGUCCUCGUCAGCCACUGGCUGCUCCAUGCCUAUGGAAUCAUCUCCAUUUCCAAACUGGACAAGCUCGAGCAGGACCUCCCGCUGCUUGCCCUCGUCCCUGCGCCUGCCCUCUUCUACGUGCUGACAGCCAAGUACACGGAGCCAUCACGCAUACUCUCAGAGGGUGGAAAUGGACAUUAAAAGGAUACUGUGCCAACAGUGCUGUCCUGCAACGACCUGGAGUAAGCAAGUUUCGUGCUUGGUAUGCAUUUGAAAACCUCUGCUUUAGAAGCAGCCAUUUGUGUACGAGACUGCUGGGUGAAACAUUUCUGAGACUGUAUAAUACUGAAAAGCUGCACUUUGUAUUCUUCACAAACAUCUAGUAUAGAUCAAAGGGAAUGGCUGUAUUUAUUGCUGUGAAUUUGCAUAAAAAGCUUCUGACACAUUCCGGUACAGUGUUUUGCUUGUAUAUUUUCUAUUACAAUAUUUUAGGUGGUGUUUAAAUAAAACAAUAGUUUAUUUUUCAGUAGAUUUUCAAUGAAACAAACAGAGCUCAGAUAAAAAAUAGAGCACUUGAACAUCAAACAGCAGAGCUUAAAUGAAAAAUAGCACUUGUUUUUUUUCAUCAUGCAUUCUAGCUUCUACCUUCGAUGAGGGAAAAGAGACUUUCAGAUAGCUGAAGAUAAGCACUAGAAUUGUGCUCAAGAUGUUUUUUGAUGGAAGGAUCUCCUUAUUUAUUCACUGUGCUUUAUUUUGGCUUCUAGGAGAAAGGAGACAAAAUGCAUUGUGAAGUUCUUGAUAGUUUGUGCUCUGUGUACUGGUUCAGGUGUGGAGACCUGCUCCUGGAAAUGAUUAAGCAGUAGCAUUUCUCCCA